This is a messenger RNA of Trichoplusia ni (cabbage looper), 1081 nucleotides long. RefSeq lists its product as uncharacterized. NCBI's taxonomy places the organism in Eukaryota, Metazoa, Arthropoda, Insecta, Lepidoptera, Noctuidae. The coding region runs from base 259 to 960 and encodes 233 amino acids. The record is from RefSeq and is a predicted model, not a curated record. The transcript has 3 exons.
CGCUAUAAUUCAAGCACAAAGAAAACACGCAUAUCUCCGCAAUAAAAUCACACGCAAAAUACAACUUAAACAAAGGCCAACAAGUUCUAUUUUACCUAAACACACAAGAAACUCUAGUUCUAUUCUCAACCCUAACAAUAGAUAAACAAAACAGAAUCAGGUAACUCUCAAAUGCCCCCGUAGCAUAAGCUAUAAAUUGCGGGCGGAGGCACACCAGACCACAGUAACGAACCCUCAACCGCCGCGCAAACAUCAACAAUGUACAAAAAAGUGCUAUUACUAUCUCUCUACCUAACAUCCACAUUGGCCGCACAAGAUGACCUCGGAUUUCGGUACAUCACCAAAGUUUACGAUGACUGCAAAAAUAAAGAUGGCAUCUUACCCUGUUUGAAGAAAAAGGCGAUUUUGUUCUUCGAUCGGGCAGCAAGGAUGCAAGUGAUUCCUUUAGUGGAUGGCGUUAAUGUUGUAAAGACGACUUCUGUUGAUACUCCGGCUAUGAACGAAGUGGAUAUUGAUGCUGUACUGCCAAGGAAUCUGGAUAAGAAUGAGGCACUCACGGAUAUGCUUUGGGAUCGAGUUGCAGCGUUCGCUAAUUCAAGGACGAUUCAGUUGUCGUUGCCCAAAAUGUCAGGACAUGAGUUGAACAAGGGUGUUGAAGAAGGUCGAGGGAAGAUGAAGAAGAUGAUGGGGAUGAUGAUGAUGGGAGCAGCGAUGAAGAUGGCGGCAAUGAUCCCACUGGCGAUAGCCGGGCUCUUCAUAUUGGCGGGCAAGGCGCUCAUAGUGUCAAAGAUUGCGCUCCUACUCUCAGGCAUCAUGUUACUGAAGAAGUUGAUGUCCAAGGGCGGUGGCGGUGGAGGUGGCCACGAGAGCAGCGGCUGGUCCUCCAGCGGCGGCAGCAGCGGCGGCUGGGACAGACGCGCGUACGACGAUCUCGCUUACUCCGGUUAUAAGAGGGAAUAGGGUGGGAAUGGGAAAUGUGGUCCUUAGUUGGUAACGCUUGGUGUUAAGAAUGUUUAUCUGUUUUCUUGAUUUUUGAGUCGCGGUUGAAUAUUUAGACGAUGCAAAAUUUUAACGAAUUGCU